AUGUCCGCCCCAACCCAAUCCCAACAAAUCAAACAAAACUUCCUUAACCACCCAUACACCCAACAAGCUUCCAGAUUCGCUACUGGUCAAGUCAACGCUCUCGAUGCCGAGCUCAACCGAUACCCCCUCUUGAGAAACCUCGAACAACAAACCAAAGUACCUAAAGCUUACGGUGUAUUGGCCUUGGCUGCUUCCGCCGUCGUUUUGAUCUUCUUCAACAUGUUCGGACUCGCUCAACCCGUUUCCAACCUUAUCGGUUGGGCUCUCCCAGCUUAUUUGUCCAUCCAAGCUAUCGAAUCCCCCCAAUCAAACGAUGACAAACAAUGGUUGACCUACUGGGUCGUCUUUGGUUCUCUCAACCUCGCUGAAUCUCUCGGUGUUAGAGCUAUCCUCUACUGGGUUCCUAUGUACUUUGUCUUCAAGACUUUGUUCACCAUCUGGCUCAUGCUCCCCGCUACCCGAGGUGCCGAGACCUUGUACUACCACGUCCUUCGACCCGUCAUCGGCAACGUCAAGCAAAAAUCCCAACAAACCACUGGUCAAACCAACCCUUUCGCCAAGGAAUCUGCUUCUGCUGGAUUCAACCCUGCUGGUACCACUGCUCCAUCCAGCUUUGAGCGUGAGUAG
Messenger RNA from Kwoniella botswanensis, 627 nucleotides. Its product is annotated as protein YOP1. Lineage: Eukaryota; Fungi; Basidiomycota; Tremellomycetes; Tremellales; Cryptococcaceae. The record is from RefSeq and is a predicted model, not a curated record. The coding region runs from base 1 to 627 and encodes 208 amino acids. The transcript has 4 exons.